Molecule: messenger RNA, 783 nt
Organism: Bufo bufo (common toad)
Lineage: Eukaryota; Metazoa; Chordata; Amphibia; Anura; Bufonidae
Product: indolethylamine N-methyltransferase-like
Exons: 3
Coding region: 1-783 (260 amino acids)
Cellular component (GO): cytosol
Molecular function (GO): N-methyltransferase activity
Source: RefSeq, a predicted model, not a curated record
AUGGAUUCCUGUACCAAUAAGCUCUACCAUGUGCAUGGGUUUGAUUCCAGAUUACAUCUGGAGAAUUACUUUUCAGAUAAACCUGAAAUGGUCUUUGCAGAGGAUUCCUUGGUAUUUCCUGUUUCAAUAUUUGAAUUUUUUUUUUCCACAGGUCAUAUUAAUGGAGAUAUACUGAUUGACCUCAGCCCUGGUUCUCUGAUUCAUCAUUUAUAUUCAGCCUGUGAUUUUUUCAAAAACAUCAUAGUGCUGAAACCCAAUGACAGAUGCAUUUUGGAGUUAAAAAGAUGGGUGGACACACGUACAGGAGCAUUUGAUUGGGGUCAUGCCACAAAACUGCAUGUAAACAUGGAAGAAAACAGCGACCAGUUUCAAGAAAAAGAAGAAAAAGUGAGAUCAGCAAUUCAACGUGUGAUGAAAUGUAACCUUGAUGAAGAAAAUAUAACAGAUCCAAUAGUGUUACCACCAGCAGAUUGCAUCAUCAGUGCUUGUCUUCUAGAUUUUAUCAGCAGAGACCAAGAUGAUUACAUCAAAUAUCUCAAGAAGGUCUCAAGCUUGCUGAAACCUGGAGGACAUCUCAUAUUAAUUGGGCUUAGAGACGUAACAUACUAUACAGUCGGGAAAGAAAGGUUCCAGGCUUUUACUUAUGAUGAGGAGUUUGUUAGGAAAGCUCUAGCUGGAGAAGGGUUUGUCAUUGAUGACUAUAAGUCUAAGAAGAGAACGGCUGAGAGUGAUCUUGUUGAUUAUAAAGAAGUCCUAUUCAUUGUAGCUCACAAAGAGAAAUAA